This is a messenger RNA of Pogoniulus pusillus (Red-fronted tinkerbird), 3845 nucleotides long. RefSeq names its product zinc finger protein 850-like. The record is from RefSeq and is a predicted model, not a curated record. NCBI's taxonomy places the organism in Eukaryota, Metazoa, Chordata, Aves, Piciformes, Lybiidae. Gene Ontology annotation, biological process: regulation of transcription by RNA polymerase II. The transcript has a single exon. Bases 529 to 3138 code for a protein of 869 amino acids. Gene Ontology annotation, molecular function: DNA-binding transcription factor activity, RNA polymerase II-specific; RNA polymerase II cis-regulatory region sequence-specific DNA binding.
GGGGACACAGCCUCAAGCUGUGCCAGGGCAGGUUGAGGCUGGAUGUUAGGACAGCAACGUGGGGCCACCCAACAACGGAGCCCGGAAGCUGCCAGGCGGAGAUCCCAGCGCCGCUCUCGGCACUGUCGCGAUAACUGCGAUCCCCGCCCUGCUCUCACUGCCGUUUCCUUGGGGGGCUCCUGGUGAAGUACUGGCACCAGCGGCACCAGCUGCGGCCGCAGUAGCAUUAACACCGCAAUCACAAACACCCUCAGACACCUCUGAGAGCAGGAACACCUCUAGCUGCCGCAGCGCCCUGUUGCGAGGCAAAGCUCCAAAACUGGCUGUGUGAGGUUCGUUUGGUAGGAGCGGAGACGGCUCAGAGGUGAGCGAGCAAGGCGAGGAUCUGCGCUCCCGCAGCAGAGUCGUCGGCAGGGGCGGGAUCUCCACCGUGCAGCUUCCGGGCUCCAUUGCUGGGCGGCCCCAGGCUCCUGCCCGCCCCGUCCGACCGUGGGCGCUCGGGGCUGGCAGUGGGCUGAGACUCUCGCUAUGGACAGCCAAAAGGAGCUGGGCCACAGCCGAUACGAGAUCGAGGACCAGGAAAAGGAGGAGGAGGAGAAGGCAGAGAAGGAAGAGAAGCAGGAGGAAGAGGCGGAGGAAGAGAAAGGGCAGCAGGAGGAAGGUGAAGGUAAAGCUGCCGCGGAGCCCUCUGCGGCAGCCGAGCAGUGCCCCGAGUGCGGGCAGAGCCUCCCGCCCGGCUGGCAGCCGGGGAAGCAGCAGUGCCCCCAGCCUGGCACCCAGCGCUUCAUCUGCAGCCACUGCGGCCAGAGCCGCUCCGGCCUCCUCGGGCGACAGCGGGGGGGCACCCAGCCGGGCCCUAAGCUGCGGUUGGUCUGCGAUGAGUGUGGCAAGAGCUUUGCCAACAGCUAUACACUCAGCCGGCACCUUCGCCUGCACAGUGGGGAGAAGCCGUACAGCUGCGGUGUCUGCGGCAAGAGCUUUGCCAGAAGCUAUACUCUCAGCCAACACCAUCGCCUCCACACCGGGGAGAAGCCAUACAGCUGUGGUGUCUGCGGCAAGAGCUUUGCCAGCAGCUCUGUUCUCAGCCGGCACCGGCAAAUGCAUGCUGAGAAGAAGCAGUUCCCCUGCCGUGAGUGUGGUAAGAGCUUUGUCACCAGCACUGCUCUAAUCAAGCACUGGCAUGUCCACACCGGGCAGAAGACAUACAACUGCGGUGUCUGUGGCAAGAGCUUUGCCAACAACUAUACUCUCAGCCGACACCAUCGCCUCCACACUGGAGAGAAGCCGUACAGCUGUGGUGUCUGUGGCAAAAGCUUUGCCAGAAGCUAUACUCUCAGCCAGCACAAUCACCUCCACACUGGGGAGAAGCCAUACAGCUGUGGUGUUUGUGGCAAGAGCUUUGCCAACAGCUAUACUCUCAGCCAGCACCAUCGCCUCCACACUGGGGAGAAGCCCUACAGCUGUGGUGUCUGUGGCAAGAGCUUUGCCAGCAGCUCUGUUCUCAGCCGGCACCGGCAAAUGCAUGCUGAGAUGAAGCAGUUCCCCUGCCGUGAGUGUGGUAAGAGCUUCACCACCAGCACUGCUCUAAUUGAGCACUGGCAUGUCCACACCGGGGAGAAGCCGUAUGGCUGCGGUGUCUGUGGCAAGAGCUUUGCCCACUGGUCUACUCUCAGCUGCCACCGAGCCAUCCACACUGGCCAGAAGCCAUACAGCUGUGGUGACUGCGGCAAGAGAUUCGGCAGCACUUACCAUCUGAACAGGCACCGUGCCAUCCACACCGGGCAGAAGCUCUACAGCUGUGGUGACUGCGGCAGGAGCUUUACCACCAGAUCUUACCUCAGAAUUCACCAUCACAUCCACACUGGGGAGAAGCCCUACAGCUGUGGUGAUUGCGGCAAGAGCUUUGUCACCAGCUCUAAGCUCAGCUGUCACCGUCGCAUCCACACCGGGGAGACACCGUUCAGCUGUGGUGACUGCGGCAAGAGCUUUGUCACCAGCUCUAAGCUCAGCUAUCACCGCCGUCGCAUCCACCCUGGGGAGAAGCUGUUCAGCUGCGGUGAUUGUGGCAAGAGCUUCACCAGCAAUUCCCAUCUGAAGAGACACUGCGCCGUCCACUCUGGGGUGAAGAUGUACAUCUGUGGUGACUGCGGCAAGAGCUAUGCCACCAGCUCUGGUUUCAGCCAGCACUGCCAAACCCAUGCUGAGACCAAGCAGUUCCCCUGUGCUGACUGCGGCAAGAGCUUCACCAAUAGCACUGCUCUAAUCCAGCACUGGAAUGUCCACACCGGGGAGAAACCAUACAGCUGUGGUGUUUGUGGCAAGAGCUUUACCAACAGCUCUGCUCUGGCCUAUCAUCGUCGCAGCCACACUGGGGUGAAGCCAUACAGAUGCGAUGACUGUGGCAAGAGCUUUUUCCAGAGCUCAAUUCUCAGCUAUCACCGUCGCAUCCACACUGGGGAGAAGCCCUACAGCUGCAGUGACUGUGGCAAGAGCUUUACCAGCAGCUCUGCUCUGAGAUGUCACCAUCGCAUCCACACUGGGAAGAAGCCCUACAGCUGCAGUGACUGUGGCAAGAGCUUCACCAACAGCUCUACUCUUAGAAUUCAUCAUCGCAUCCACACCGGGGAAAAGCCCUACAGCUGCGGUGACUGUGGCAAGAGCUUUACCAGGAGUGCUGAUCUGAGGUAUCACCGUCGCAUCCACACUGGGGAGAAGCCCUACAGCUGUGGUGACUGUGGCAAGAGCUUCACCAGCAGCUCAGCUCUCAAAUAUCACCGUCGCAUCCACACCGGGGAGAAGCCCUACAGCUGCGGUGACUGUGGCCAGAGCUUUACCACCAGAUACAUUCUGAGCUAUCACCGUUUCAUCCACACUGGGGAGAAGCCCUACAGCUGUGGUGACUGUGGCAAGAGCUUCACCAGCAGCUCUAAUCUGAGACAUCACCGUCGCAUCCACACUGGGGAGAAGCCCUACAGCUGUGGUGACUGCGCCAAGAGCUUCACCAGCAGCUCUGAUCUCAGCCGUCACCAUCGCAUCCACACCGGGGAGAAGCCCUACAGCUGCGGUGACUGUGGCAGGAGCUUUACCAGCAGCUCUGCUCUCAGCUAUCACCGUCGCAACCACACCGGGGAGAAGUAGUACAGAUGAGGUGACUCUGGCAAGACCUUCUGGCAGAACACUGAUCUGACCAAGCAGUGCAUCAGCAGCCACCAGAGGAUGAAGAGCAGCAGCAAAGCUUCCAAGGGUCCUCACUCUCAGUGCCCCCAGCAUGUGCCCAGCAGCCAUGGGCCCCUCCUCACAACAGUGUUGCCAGAGUCUCCUGCCUGUGAAGCUCUUCCACCCCUGACUCCAGAUUGGUUUGUGGUGAGCGUGGCAACAGCAUUGCCAACAGGUCUGGUCUCAACCAGCACUCAUGGUGAGAAGAAGCAGUACCACUGUGGCAAGAGCUUCACCAACAGCACCACUAUAAUCCAGCACUGGAAGGUCCACACCGGGGAGAAGCUGUAUGGCUGCAGUACAGGUUUUGCCGUCCUGGGAUGCGGUGAGGCUGCACCAGUAGCACCAGUUCCUGCUGUGCCAUCCCCAGGCACGCCCUGAAAUUUGUCUGGUUCGGGGGAUGGGAAGCAGAGGGCAGGGCAGUGUCACAACCAGGCUGGCACCUCUAAGCCGUAUGAGGUCCCAAGGUCAUCUCCAUAAGCCCUGCUAGAUCAUGUCACCAUCAUCACCAAUCCACCCCAUCACCAGGACUGGCAAAAAGCAACUGCUCCAUGUGGCUGCAAGUCAGAGGUUCCAUGGAAAUUGUGCCUGCAGCAGGGAACAAUCCCAAUAAAAGAUUUUCCAAGGCU